Messenger RNA from Temnothorax curvispinosus, 1619 nucleotides. RefSeq names its product fatty acid synthase-like. The transcript has 7 exons. Gene Ontology annotation, molecular function: 3-oxoacyl-[acyl-carrier-protein] synthase activity; fatty acid synthase activity. NCBI's taxonomy places the organism in Eukaryota, Metazoa, Arthropoda, Insecta, Hymenoptera, Formicidae. The annotation marks the transcript as partial. Gene Ontology annotation, biological process: fatty acid biosynthetic process. The record is from RefSeq and is a predicted model, not a curated record.
AUAUGCCUUUUCGAAUCGGUAAGAUCAACAAUAUAGAGAAAUUCGAUCCAGAAUUUUUCAAUAUAUCCGCUAUGGAAGCUCAUACAAUGGAUCCUAUGGUUAGAAUGAUACUAGAGCAUACUUACGAAGCAAUUAUCGAUGCAGGUGUCAAUCCUAAAGAGUUGCAGGGAACAAGAACGGGUCUCAGUGAAAUACCAUAUUGGUGCAAUAGAUCUUUCGUGGCAAACAGAAUUUCUUACUGGCUCGGCACUACUGGACCAUCAUUUAAUCUUGAUAGUGCAUGUAGCUCAAGCCAUUUCGCCAUGACAGAGGCUUACAAGAUGAUCCGGUCUGGAAACUGUGACGCCGCUAUUGUUGCUACCGCCAAUCUAUGCCUCCAUCCUUACGCAAAUUUUGGAUUUUAUCGCCUUGGGGUUCUAUCUUUUGAUGGUUAUUGUAGACCCUUUGAUGAGGAGGGCUCUGGAUAUAUGCGCAGCGAUGCAAUGACAGUGGUGUAUCUGCAAAAAGCAAAAAAUGCAAAGAGAAUAUAUGCGACCUUCGUAUACGGUAAAACAAAUUGCGAUGGCUUUAAAGAAGAAGGUAUCACUUUUCCAUCGUUCAAAAUGCAAAAAAUGUUGUUGGAAGAAUUUUACGAAGAAUGUGGAAUCUCACCUAGUGAGUUAUCUUACAUGGAGGCUCAUGCAACUGGUACCCUAGUGGGUGAUCCUGCGGAAAUUAUGUCUAUUGACCAGACUUUAUGUGCUAAAAGAAACACGCCUUUAUUGAUGGGCUCGAUAAAAUCAAAUCUUGGACACUCCGAACCCGCCAGUGGCCUUUGCCAAAUUGCAAAGAUAUUGUUAGCGAUGGAAACUGGUAUAAUUACGCCUACUAUACACUUCAAGUGUCCGCGAAAAGAGUUAACUGCUAUUAUCGAAGGAAGAAUAAAGAUUGUCACUGAACCAACAGAAUGGGAGGGUGGUUAUGUAGGUGUUAAUUCCUUUGGAUUUGGAGGAGCUAAUUGCCACAUAUUAUUAAAAUCAAAUCCUAAACAAAAAAUCAAUAAUGGAGCACCGAAUAACGACUUACCUAGACUUGUAGUCGUAUCUGGACGGACGAAGGAGGCUGUUAAAAUCAUUUUAGAUGACGUACGAAGUCGAUCUGUCGAUAUAGAAUACAUCUCUCUGUUACACCAUGUUCAUAAUGAUAACAUAGAAGGUCACCUUUAUAGAGGAUACAUGAUAACUGGAUCUAAAACAUCUUAUAAUACAAUUAAUAAAAUAGAGCAUCAAUAUAUAAAGCGGCCAAUUUGUUUCAUAUUUUCUGGACUAGGAUCUCAAUGGUCUGGAAUGACAGGUCGAGCCCUAAUGAAAUUCCCAGUAUUUGCCAAGGCAGUCCAGAAAUGCGAUAUUGUUUUGAGAUCUUAUGGCAUUUUUCUUACAGAUAUUUUAAUAAGUGAUAAUAAAAAUAUUUCCAGCAAUAUCAUUAAUUUAUUUUUAGCACUCGUUGGACUGCAGAUUGGAAUAGUCGAUCUUUUAACAUCCAUUGGUAUAGUUCCGGAUUUUAUAAUCGGUCAUUCCAUUGGUGAACUAAUCUGUGGAUAUGCCGAUGGAUGUUUAACAACCGAAGAAACGAUUCUGUCA